GUGCCGGGCGGGGGAGGGGGGGCGGGGUGGACAGGUAGGAGCGACCUCGGCGCCGCGCUCCCGGAAGUACUGGGGUGUCCGACAUGGAGCCGGACCAGCGGCGCGCUCAGUAGCCUGGCCUAGGCAGGUGCCAUGGCCCUGAUUGAGGGGGUGGGGGACGAGGUGACUGUCCUUUUUGGGGCACUCCUCUGUCUCCUGGUGCUGGGCCUGGCCUGGAUCUCUACACACACCUCAGAACAAGGUGAUCUGCUGCCCCAGGACUCAGGGACCCCCUCCCCAACACAAUCCAGAGAGGCCACAGUAUCCACAGUCGGCAACAGCCAGGAUGCUUCAGGAUCCGAGGCCCCCACGCUGAGACACCGAAUACCAAACUUACAGUCAGAGUCUGGCACGGUAUCCCCAGAGGCACCAUCCCCCAGCUCUCAGCCAGGACCCUUGGUGCUUAGGCUGAAGUUCCUCAAUGACUCUGAGCAGGUGGCUAGAGCCUGGCCACAGGAUACCAUCGGCUCCUUGAAAAGGACCCAGUUUCCAGGCCAGGAACACCAAGUUCGACUCAUCUACCAAGGGCAGCUUCUCGGAGACGAUGCCCAGACGCUGGGCUCGCUUCACCUCCCCCCCAACUGCGUUCUCCACUGCCACGUGGCCGCCAGAGCAGGUCCCCAACACCCCGGCUGCCCACCGGGGUCAGAGACCGGCCCCUCGGGGUUGGGAGUGGGCAAUCUGCUGCUCCCCCUGCUGCUCCUCAUGCUGACGCUGCUUUGGUACUGCCAGAUCCAGUACCGACCCUUCUUUCCCCCCACCGCCACCCUGGGCCUGGCCGGCCUCACCCUGCUGGUCAGUCUCCUGGCCUUCGCAAUGUACCGCCGCUAGUGCCUGCCCGAGCCCAGGGCCAAAACCAACCGGGACCCCAUUCUCCGAGGCACAGCGGGAGCUGCUGCCUGCCCCGGCCCGCAGCUCGGCCGUGCCUCUUCCCCCUGCCCUGGGGCCCGGCUCUGCCCCGAGAGCUGCGGGGGCCCCCGGAGCCCACCCCGUGUGAGCAGCACUGCCCCCGGCCGGCUCCCGGGACCUCAGGCGCCCAUCCCCCUCUGAGGGCAGCGGCCUCCCAGCCGGGCGGCUGCUGUCCCUGCCUGGGGGUGCAGGGCGUGCCCAAGCCUUUGAGUCCCCCGAACGCCCAGCCUGCCCACGCGCCGUGACCGUUGCCAAUGACCGCCAGAGCUGCUUGGCCGGCCGCCCCGGGCUCGCCAGACAGGACCGUGCCGCCCGCGGCUCUGGUUCUUUGCAGAGACUUCUAUUAAACAAAAAUGUGAAUUCCCAGCGCUGCCGGCUGUGUGUGAGUCCGCGCACGAGGGUGUAGGGGCCGGGCACGGGCAGCCCGGGUCCGAGGAUCCCUGCGGCCCCCGGCCCCGACAGCUGCACCGGAGUCCGAUGGCCUGCGCCAGCAUUGAGCAGCUGUGCCCCCGGGGGCGGGUCGGCGGACCGGGGCCUGUUCCCGGCGGUGUUAGACUGUACUACCCACCUCACAGGGCUGUUGUGAGGGACGCGCUACAUAAACAGAAGCUGUUACUGUACGCGGCGCGGCCUUGGUCUUUGGGCAGCAGGGGGCGGGGCAGCGCGGCGGGAGAGAGCAAGGUCGGCCCCGCCCCCUCCUCCGUGCUCCGCUCUCUGGGCGCCUCGCAGGGGCAGACGGGAGCCACGUACUUGUAAGGUGGGGGAUCCGGCUGCCAUUGGCGGCGGGAGCGGCGGCCGAAGGGCUGCCGGGAAGAUGGCGGACUGGGCGGCAUCUGGCCUAUGACGGCCCGGCGCCGAGCGAGGGGCGGGCCCGGACGCCGGGUCCUGAGAGCGGCUCGCUAGCGCUUUUCUGCGGCGCCCGGGAAGGCAGGGACGGCGGGAUGCAGGCACGUCCUGCUCGGACGGCUGGGGCAUCCCUCCCACCGCACCCCGGCCCCGCGGCCUGGGAACCUUGGGCUAAUUAUCUCAACACUGUAGGCCUCAAUUUCCUCCUGGGUUCCUGCCAGCUGAGCCAGAAGGCUCCGUUAUAAACGCAGAUUUUGAGGCUAGGGUGGAGUGUGGGAUAGUGCAAGAAAGCCGUGGUUUGGCAAAGCCCGUUCGAGUCGUCUUCAAUUACUGUGGAAAACUAGGGAGCAGAACUAGGUCAUCUCCAAGUGCUCGGUGCCACCAGCCUGCGUCGGGGUCAUCUCGCUGACCGACCCCCCACUUAGACCAGAUGGUCUUUAAGGACCCUUCUACGAGCCAGUGAUAGAAUUUACGGAACGGCAAUGACAGCGUCUGGCCUGCCUAUCCUAGAGGAUUCAAAUGAGAGGGUCUGAGGGGUUCUGAAUUUGGGGGGUUACUUCCACAUACCCAUUAACUCGUUUUAUCCUAUUUCCAAACUAAAAUAAGAUGGCAUUUGCCUAAGGUCACACAAUUAAAUAGCAGAGCAGUCCAAACCCUGACCCCAGAUAUCCUAGGCUUCCCAGCUGACUGGACUGCUGAUGCAAGUCUUAGAUCAGCAGCCUAAAGUAAACCCCCUCCAAGAAUCGUCCCCUUGAUUGUGGUCAGUCUGGGAGCUGCUAACUUCCAGUAGCCUCAGGUAUGGUACCCUAUGUAAGAGAGACAGCAGAGGAGACUAAAUUCAUUCUGGCUAAGCCAGAGUAAGAAAAUAGGGAGCAACCCACCCUCUGGUGACAAAUUCUUAACUAUACAAGGCCUUCUACCUCAUCUGUUGGACAAAUCUUAUUCCUACCACCCUCCAAUCUCCUUGGUAUAGUUCCUGGGUCCCACCCUACCUCUUCUUGGUCCUCAUCCCGUUAUUAGCCCUUUGCUCAAGCCAUUCAUCUCCUCCUCACUACCUCAGUUCAUACCCUCCGACAUUCUUCUGCCUACAGAGAUCAUCCCUAUCCUUCCAAGCCCAUAUUAACUCCUGCUUCUUAUGUGAAACCUUCAGUUAUUUCCAACCACAAUAAUCUAGCCCUCUGAAUUCCUAGCACUUUUCUCCAUUUAAACUACUUUGAAUAAACUCAUUUGGCUCUUA
Trichosurus vulpecula (common brushtail) is the source of this 3031-nucleotide messenger RNA. It is a transcript of the gene TMUB1, whose product is annotated as transmembrane and ubiquitin like domain containing 1. Gene Ontology annotation, molecular function: protein binding. The coding region runs from base 133 to 870 and encodes 245 amino acids. The record is from RefSeq and is a predicted model, not a curated record. The transcript has 3 exons. NCBI's taxonomy places the organism in Eukaryota, Metazoa, Chordata, Mammalia, Diprotodontia, Phalangeridae.